UUGGACUCUGGCGGAUUUUAUUCCUUUGGGUUGUUUGACUUUGAAUUUUGAACAACUGGUAUGUUUAAUUUUUUUUUCUUUUUUUUUUUCUUUUGUUGGGUGGGCUUCCAAUCAACCUGGUUUUUUUUUAUGUUUUGUUUUUCAGAUCAGAUUUAGUUAUCAAGCACAUUCAACAUGGCUCUAGACCAGUCCACUCUAUCACUUGCAGCUGCUUUGGCCGGCUCCGACAAUGAAGAUGCCCAACUCGCUGAUCUUGCCGCUGAUCUUGCCAGCCAAGUCGACCCCGUCGGACCAACUUCGGCUCAGAAAACCAAACGCCGCCCUCGAGCUCGUUCUGCAAGUACACAAUACGCCUCAACCGAUGGUCCAUGUGACGGUGACGAUGACGGUCACAAGAAAAACAAAAACGGUCCGUCAGCGACUCAGUCGGCUGGGAAAGAAGUCAAGUUGGAGGAGCUCCAAGAAUUGGAGAAAGAAUUGAUGGAAACUAAGGAACGGAUGACUCGCAUUCAAGAGCGCAUCAAGAAAACGACCGGUUUCGCGCCCAAGCGGGAGGAGUUUGCUUUCUCCCAAGUCACCGAGGCUUUGGAUCUCCGCUUGAAAGUUUUCAAGGUCAAGAUCGAAGAGGGUGUAUCGGCGAAUCAAGAGGUGAUUGUGUUGGAUGAUGAAGAAGAAGACCCCGAGCCGAUCAGACUCCCGUCCUUCAAAAAGAAUAAGCGACCCGCCCCCAAUCCCGAACCUUCCAACGCCGUCACCAAGAAAUCAAAGACUCGGAUCGCUGGCUCUUCGGACGAUGAGCACGAGGACGAGAACGAAAAUGACAAUCAGGAUCGCGAUGUGGAUCAGUCCGGCCGUCAAAAAGAGAAGGGAAAAGGGAAGGAGGUGGUGACAGGUGACAAUCUGCCAGAGAAGGUCAAGGGUGUGGUUGGACUUAUGCAUAAGUGGGAGCCUGCCUCUGCUUGUAUCUUGGUUAAAACAGGUAGUCCCUCGUUAAAGUUAUUCUUCCGCAACACACUCGGGAACCUUACUAAGAACGGUGGCAACAGCGGUCGUGCCGGUCAUGAACUCGGGGUGAUUGCCGACAACAUCAUCAGCAACUUUCUUGACUUCCUGCCGUCGACUGAGCCCUACUGGCCAAAGGAUCAACCCAACAUCCGCAACAACAUCUCAAGCCAGCUUAUCAACUUUUCAAGAUCAGCUCCCUUCUCUGUGUUCCUCCGAUCGGCCCCUGCUCUGAUGCAGGUCACUCACCCGGAUCCUUUUUGGAACCCGAACGUGGUCGACUUCAACAAGAUUUACGAGGCCGCUCAAGAGGAGGACGAGUCGCCCAAUGGAAGUUGGACUUCAGUGCUCGCCAUGUUCACUCGCGCCGAAAAAGAUAAUACGAUCACGUAUACCGAGCACAAGUACCGACAGAAGCAGGUCACCACGGCGUUUACUCGGUUGGAUCAAAUUAUCCGAGAUGCUGUCAGUGCUGUCGGGAGCCAAGCCGAUCCCCCCACCGCCACCUCAACCGACGGCUCACAACUCGAGGGCGUCCGAAAAGUGUCGUGCUUUAUCUUCAACAAGGUCACCAGUUACGGCGGUGCGGCUGACCCCAAGGAUGAAGCCAAGAGGCAAUCAAAUGUCGGAACGAACGAGGAACCACUGAAUGAUUUUAUUCUCCGUCGGAUCCACGAGUUGCUUUUGGCUUUGUCCAUAGCCAACGAGUCAACUGCGAUCGAAAAAAUAGAGAAGGAAUAUAAGGAAGCGGGCACCCUCAGCCGCAAUCAGAUCAAGAAAAUCAAGGGCGAGCUUCAAGCAACGGCUAUCUUUCGUCACGGCCCCCCAAAUUCCACGACUAAAAACUGGGCUCUCGCACGUCGCACCAGCUUUGCUGCAUUGGCCGGUUUCAUGUGCUAUGGCGUGGCUGGCUGGAUGCUCAGUCAGACUAAUAAUCGAAAGUAUACGAUGGCCGACACCUACGGACUCUUAACCUUGGGCGAUCAGCGGCUCAGGACCAUCAAAGAAUUCGAGCCAACCCUAACUCACCCUCAUCCUUUGGCUGGCGGCUCUUGGAGACGUCUCAACUGCCAUAUCUACAAGGUCCUUCACCAGUCAAACAUUAAGAGGGGGACUUCAGCUGAUUGGAUUGCAGCGGCUGAUCGUUGGCGCGUGGAAUUUUCUCCGGCAAAGGUUGGCGAACUCGUAUUGGCCGACAUAAUUCAAGAACUCCAGAGGCCGACCUACUCAAUUACUUCAAAAGGUGGUCCAGCUCUACAUCCGGUUCUUCCGGUUUCAGCCAACGACACUCACGAUGGCCUCCUCAAGAUCUUGGAGGACCAGCUUCCUAACCUCAUGACGCGCUCAGACUAUGAAGCCCCCCCCGGCCAGGACGAGGACGAGGAAAUGGAGGAAGGGGGAGAUGUGGAAUUCGAUGAUGUAGUGCCGGGAGAUUCUUAG
Molecule: messenger RNA, 2442 nt
Organism: Puccinia graminis f. sp. tritici CRL 75-36-700-3
Lineage: Eukaryota; Fungi; Basidiomycota; Pucciniomycetes; Pucciniales; Pucciniaceae
Exons: 4
Coding region: 175-2442 (755 amino acids)
Source: RefSeq, a predicted model, not a curated record